AUGGCUUAUGAGUUUUACAACCAGUAUGCUAAAGUGAACGAGUUUGCAGUUUGCAAGAGUAAGAUCCUUCGAAGCAAGAAAGGAGAAAUAUUACAACGGACAUUUGUUUAUCACAGACAGGGGUUUAGGGAGGACAGAGGUUUAAAGAUAGAAAAUCUUAAGCGUGAGUGUAAACCUGAGACUCGGUGUGGAUGUGAAGCAAAAUUUCGAGUGCAUAUAGACAUGGUCUCAUAA
This is a messenger RNA of Lathyrus sativus (Indian pea), 234 nucleotides long. The record is from the annotation of a GenBank genome assembly. Lineage: Eukaryota; Viridiplantae; Streptophyta; Magnoliopsida; Fabales; Fabaceae.